AUGGCUCUCGCCACCCUGGUGCUCCCCUCCUCAGGCGGCUUUACGGCCACCAAGGCUGGCACCGGCGACCAGCGCACCGACAGCCGGCGGCAUGACCACCACCACCACCACGGGAGCAAGCGCAAGAAGAAGCCGCCGCCGCCAUCACCGCAACCGUCGCUUCCGUCGGCGCCAAGAACCCCGCCAGGCGCACGAAGCCACCGCGUCGUCAUGGCUGCGUCGUCGUCGUCGUCCAGGAAGAGCCCCAUGGUCCCCGCUGCGGCGGCGGCCAAGAACAACAACCACGCCGCUCAUUACCAGCAGCGCCGAGGCCACCACCAGCCGACGAAGAAGGCCGCCGCGGCGUCGUCGUCGUCCUCCUCCUGGGAGCAGGUCAAGAGCCUGCUGAGCUGCCGGAGCGCGACGGCGGCGGCGCGCGUGCACGACCCAUCGGCGCCCUCGGCGCUGGCGCGGCUCCGUGGCGCCAGCGGCGCUGGGACGUGCGGCGCCUCGCUCUGCCCCAUGCGCGACGUCGUCGACGCCGCCUCCUCCGCCGCGUCGUCCGCCGCCGCGUCCGCGUCCGAUACGGCCCCGCUGAACCGCCGCCGCGCGCACCGCGGCGCCGGUUCGUCCUCCUCCGCUGCCUCCGGCUCCGGCAACAGCCGCCACCACUCUUCCCUGCGGGCGCGGGGCCUCUCCGGCUGCUACGAGUGCCGCGCCAUCAACGUGGAGCCCAUGUCCAGGCGGUACCCGAGGGCGAGGGAGUUGUGCGCGUGCCCGCAGUGCGGCGAGGUGUUCACCAAGGCCGACACCAUGGAGCAACACCAGGCCAUUCGCCAUGCAGUGUCUGAGCUGGGGCCGGAGGACUCGGGGCGGAACAUCGUGGGGAUCAUCUUCAAGUCGAGCUGGCAGAAGCGGGACCGCCGCUCCAUCUGCCACAUCGACCGCAUCCUCAAGGUCCACAACGCGCCGCGCACCGUCGCCAGCUUCGAGGCCUACCGCGACGCCGUCCGCUCCCGCUGCCGCGCCGUCGUGGCGGCCCGGGCAGCCGCCGACGGCAACGAGCUGCUCAGGUUCCACUCCGCGCCGCUCGCGUGCGCCCUCGGCCUCAGCGGCGCCACCGCCCUCUGCUGCGCUGCUGGUGGUGGUGCCGACGACGCAACCACUUCGUCGCCCUGCGGCGUAUGCACAACCAUCCGGCACGGCUUCGCGCCGUGGGUGGGCGCGCACCCGCUCGGCGUGCGCACCACGGCCAGUAGCGGCCGCGCGCACGACUGCGGCUCGUCGGCUUCUUCGUCGCUGCAGCCCCACCAACCGGCGAGCGACACUGCUGCCUGCCGCGCCAUGCUGGUGUGCCGGGUCAUCGCCGGCCGCGUCCGCCGCGACGGCGACGGCGCCACGUCGUCCGCUGCCGAGGAGGAGGGCCCCUUCGACUCGGUGGCCGGCGAGGACGCCUCCAGCAGCAGCGUGUACGGGAACCUCGAGGAGCUCUUCGUGGCCAACCCCAGGGCCAUCCUGCCCUGCUUCGUCGUCAUCUACCGCGUCCUUGAUUCUUGA
Molecule: messenger RNA, 1536 nt
Organism: Miscanthus lutarioriparius
Lineage: Eukaryota; Viridiplantae; Streptophyta; Magnoliopsida; Poales; Poaceae
Source: the annotation of a GenBank genome assembly